GGGAAAGCUGGCGGCCGUGUAUUUAAGGACUGGAACUAGGAUAGGACUUCCCACCUUCUGCAGAGGAAAGUCAGAUUUUCCUCAGACAUCAUGAGAGCCGUCGUCCUGCUGGUCUCGUUCUGGAUGAGCUGCCUGGCUCAGAGGCCAGAACCAUGCUCUUCCCCUCCUCUCCUCUCCGGAGGCCUGUCUAUCUCCACACAAGCUCAGGAGCUGGCGGCUUUUGCAAAGUACAGCUAUGACGGGCUGGGAAAGAGGAUCCGUCUCACAGAGUUUGGAUCCUAUGGGAACACAACCUUCCAGCUUGAUGUGCUGCUACUUUUCAAACAGGGCUUCAUGUACAAGAUCAACAACAAGGAUCGCACAUGCUUCAAGAAGCAUCUGAUGGAAGACUUCCAUCCACUGGCCAUUCCGAACGAUGCCUCUUUGGUGGGUCAGGCCGUGCUGGGGAGCUCCUCGGUUCAAGGAGAAGGAAUCCUGGUGAACACGUGGACGGGAGUGCUGCCGCUACGGAAGAGACUCGCUAAGUACCUGAGCACCGUCACAGAGUUUGGUUGCUUUCCGGUCAAUACUCUGGUCAGCACAGACAAUAAAGGAUGGGUACUUGUCAGUUUCUAUAACAACAUCAUGGGGAUCCCUGAUCCUCAAGUGUUCACUCCUCCAACAUUCUGCAAAGGAGCCCAGCUGGAGGAGGAGGAAGAGGAGGAGAAACAUUCAUUCUUAUACAGAUUGUUCUGAAACCUCUUAUUGAUCCUUUUUUGUGACCUUAAUAAACUGUAAAUCCAA
This is a messenger RNA of Oryzias melastigma (Indian medaka), 783 nucleotides long. RefSeq names its product ependymin-2. Gene Ontology annotation, cellular component: extracellular region; lysosome. The record is from RefSeq and is a predicted model, not a curated record. Gene Ontology annotation, molecular function: calcium ion binding. Gene Ontology annotation, biological process: cell-matrix adhesion. NCBI's taxonomy places the organism in Eukaryota, Metazoa, Chordata, Actinopteri, Beloniformes, Adrianichthyidae.